AUGGAAUUUCAUUUUGUCGCUUCUAAGAAAAAUAUCGCGACUUUUGUAAAGCAUUCUCACGGAAUUGAAAUUCAUCAAGAAAGAGAAAAACCUCGCUUGCUAAAGCCUAACAACCCGUAUCAUUUUGAUGAGAAAAUAGUUUUCUCUAUGCGGUGGAUAAACAUCUUAUUUUCAUCGGCUCAAAAAUUCAAUGAAGUGUUUAAUAGACCCAACAAUGUUGAGAAGUCCAUUAAUAAUCAACCUUCAACUGAUGUUUUGAACCACAUAUUAAUUCGAAUGAUCAUUACAAACAUGAAAGCUAAUAAUUUUCUGUUUAUUUAUCGACAUUUAAGCAAUUUAGAAAGCUGA
This is a messenger RNA of Clunio marinus, 348 nucleotides long. NCBI's taxonomy places the organism in Eukaryota, Metazoa, Arthropoda, Insecta, Diptera, Chironomidae. The record is from the annotation of a GenBank genome assembly.